AUGGAUAGCCGCGGUGCGUUUAUCAUCUUCGUCCUCCUCUUCUUCCUCUUUGCGGCACCUGAACCGCACCAACCGGCCCCGAUAUCAAAGGCAGAGCUUCAGAAACAGCUGGAUGCGGAGCAACGGGCCUUGUCCUGGUUGAAUUCCUCGAGCUACGGAGACUUGGAUAGCCAGCACGACCGCUGGCUGCCCCUUGCUGGGUUGACGAAGCGCGACGGCUUUGCAUGGGGCCUGCUUCCGAUUGUGCAAGACAGAGCUCGACAGCAACUGCAAUUUAUCCUUGGUGCAUCCGGAAUAUCGGUGUCAGGAUCCUCUGCUUCUCAGCCACACGCCCUAACUGCCGAUUCCAACCUUACAGCUUUGGCUCUUCCCGUAUAUCGAAAUGUGACGGGUAGGAUACGGGGCGACUGGGUGCGGUGGAGGAAACCUGAGCUGGCAAAUCGCCCAAACCUGAAUCUAACUCACAUAGCAACAAAGCACGACUACUUCACCCGUGAAUUUGGGCGCAAUAUCACGACAAACAAUGGGCACCUAGUUCUGGAUUUCCAAGAGGAGGUAGAGAGAGGCAAGAUUAUUGACGUCAAUGGGGUUCCAGUCCGCGAAAUCAAGGUCCAAAUGCUUGUAGAAGCUAAUGAUGGACUCGGUGAAAGCUGGACUCUCGCACUAUUUGGGGUCCAUUUUCCAACAACCGGAGCCAUCGUGCUGACUACGGCGAGUGAAAAGUUUGCAGGAGUUACGGCCCUGCCCCAUUUUACCUUGUCAAGGGACAGCUUCCGAAUUUCGCGGCAGCUACUGAGCAAGUCGCUCUCAGAUGCGCUCAAAGCAAAACAAAGUCGACCAGAACAUUAUUUGCCUUGGUCAUCUUUGCCCCAUGGGCCCAGUACUGUUGCUUUUCCGUCUCCAAAAUGCGAGUAUAUUGCUUAUCUUCAACAGCAUCCAGUGAUGAUUGGAACGGCUCCUGCCCAGGAACCAAUACUUGAUGCUAUUGAAAAUGAGCUCCGAUUUCCCAGGGGUGCCCCUAUUCCGAAUCCACCGCCAAUGGUGAUGUCUGCCGCAAUGUUCUCUCCAGACUGUGGUUUUGUCCUGGAGUCGAAAGGACCACCCGCCUAUGCGCCCCAGGACAACCUAUAUCUCUCGGGCCUGAAAAGAGAAGAGCAGGCCAGAUAUGCUAAGCGAUUUAUAGUCAUUAUUGCCGGUAUCUUUAUAUUACAAAUCAAUUUGUUGAUGCGUCAGAUGAAGGAAUCAUCUACACCGUCAACGCGAAGCCGAGUAAGCUUUUAUACCAUAGCCAUGAUGUCCAUGGGAGACGCCCUUCUCAUCUCUUUCGUGAUGGUACAGCUAUGGUCGGAGGCGUCAUUUUUGUUAAUGACUGCUACUUCCUUUCUAGCAUUCUUCUCUAUCAGUUUUCUUGGAAUGAAAUUCCAAAUUGAGAUAUGGACAAUUCAGGAACCUGAGCGAAGAGGGAGCGACUCUCCUUCCUCUACGCAAUCUUCGUCAGAACAAGCCUCUACAACUCUUCCUCCGCCCGCCGCAGCUGCAACGCCGCGUGACACUGGAGCCACUCCCGUUAUUCUGCCUCCGGAUCAAGACGGCCCUGACAAUGAGGCUCCUUCGGCCCAGGUACAGACCAAUAAUGAGUCUGGGACGAGUGCCGGGGCGAUGUAUACAAGAUUUUAUUUCACGCUUUUCAGCCUUUUUUUCCUCUCCUCGUGGGUCACCUUCUGGCCUACUCGUCUCGCCGCCAUAUACGCCGAUGUACUCAUUUUCAUCUACCUUUCGUUCUGGAUACCCCAGAUUCACCGGAAUAUCAUGCGCAAUUGCCGAAAAGCGCUUCGAUGGGAAUUCGUGAUAGGGGAAAGUAUUCUCCGCAUUUUUCCCUUCGUAUACUUUUAUAUAUUUCCUCGCAAUGCCUUAUUAGCGACACUUAGUUCGACCGAAAUACUCGUAUUUGUGCUAUGGGUGUGGAUUCAGAACUGGCUACUUGUCAGCCAGGAUAUUCUUGGCCCAAGGUUCUUCAUUCCAAAGACCUGGGUUCCGCCGGCCUACGACUAUCAUCCAAUCUUGCGGGAUGCGUCAGCUAGUGGAUCGGGUGAAGACUUGGAAUCCGGAGAUAUUUUACCCAUAAGUUCUCUUCGGGCAGAACAGAGAGAUGUCUCCGAGGACGCUAAAAAUAGUGAUAGGCCAAGCACUCGGGACAGGAGGAAAAAGGUUUUCGAUUGUGCCAUCUGCAUGCAAGAUAUAGAAGUUCCUGUUCUCCUCACGCCUGGCAGUGGGGUUGGCAGCUCAGGGACCAGCGUCACGGAAAGCGCCGCAAGCCUUCUGAGUCGGCGCGCGUAUAUGAUUACGCCAUGCCGCCAUAUUUUCCAUAGUCCAUGUUUAGAGACUUGGAUGCGACUCCGAUUGCAGUGCCCAAUCUGCCGCGAGUCAAUUCCACCAAUUUAA
This is a messenger RNA of Uncinocarpus reesii 1704, 2442 nucleotides long. RefSeq lists its product as uncharacterized. The record is from RefSeq and is a predicted model, not a curated record. The coding region runs from base 1 to 2442 and encodes 813 amino acids. The transcript has a single exon. Lineage: Eukaryota; Fungi; Ascomycota; Eurotiomycetes; Onygenales; Onygenaceae.